UAAGGAAGGAGAAUAACAUAAGAAUUCAAUAAUGUUAAAAUCAAUUCAAAAUUUAAGUGUUUCUUUAAUAAAAUCCAACCAAAAGAUCAAUUCAAUCCGAUUGUAUGCUUCUAUAGCUGAUUCUUUUAAAAAACAUCAAGUAGUCCCGGAUGUAAUUUCCAAUCCUCCACAAGUAAAAGCAAAUAUUGAUUACGGAAAAGGAGUAAUUGUAAACGAAGGAAAUGAAUUAACUCCGACACAAGUUAAAGAUCCACCAAAAGUUUUAUGGCCUACUGAAGCCGGCAAACUUUAUACUUUAUGUAUGACAGAUCCAGACGCACCAAGUCGUGAAGAACCAACUUAUCGCGAAUGGCAUCAUUGGCUUGUUGUUAAUAUACCCGGAAAUGAAGUGUCUAAGGGAAAAGUGUUAUCAGAUUAUAUUGGAUCUGGACCACCAGAAGGUACUGGACUACAUCGCUAUAUUUUUUUGAUAUAUAAACAAGAAAAAAAGUUAAAUUGUGAUGAAAAGUGUCUUCCAAAUAAUAGUGCUGAAGGACGUGAAAAUUUUUCGAUUGAAAAAUUUGCCAAAAAAUAUAAUCUUGGUAAACCAAUCGCUGGUAAUUUUUAUCAAGCUCAAUUUGAUGACUAUGUGCCACUACUUUAUAAAAAACUAGGAUUUUAAAAUUAUAUUAUUUUAUCACAUAUGUAUGUAUAUUCUGUAUAAUUAAUAAAUGAUUUUCAUUUUAUAGAA
Condylostylus longicornis is the source of this 730-nucleotide messenger RNA. RefSeq names its product protein D2-like. The coding region runs from base 32 to 661 and encodes 209 amino acids. Lineage: Eukaryota; Metazoa; Arthropoda; Insecta; Diptera; Dolichopodidae. The record is from RefSeq and is a predicted model, not a curated record. The transcript is spliced from 3 exons.